This is a messenger RNA of Zerene cesonia (dogface butterfly), 2879 nucleotides long. RefSeq names its product myotubularin-related protein 8 (gene Mtmr6). Gene Ontology annotation, biological process: dephosphorylation. NCBI's taxonomy places the organism in Eukaryota, Metazoa, Arthropoda, Insecta, Lepidoptera, Pieridae. The record is from RefSeq and is a predicted model, not a curated record. The coding region runs from base 175 to 2466 and encodes 763 amino acids. The transcript is spliced from 19 exons. Gene Ontology annotation, molecular function: phosphatase activity; metal ion binding.
AGCACGCGUGAUUUUUUAAUCUGUGCUUGGAAUUCGAGGGAAUUUUUUCAGUUACAUUUAAAUCAUUGUUAUUCGAAAAAAAAAAACAAAAUGUAAUAAUAAAAGUUAGAUAAAACUUAAUAUUUGUUGUCGUAGUCUUUUUUGUAAAGUUACCGGUAAUAUUAGUAAGAAACAAUGGCAUUUAGCUCAUUAACACCUAUAAACAUGUUAGGAGAGUUGGGAAGAUUUGCGAAUUGGUUGAAAGGUGAUUGCGUUACAUCGGAAGACUUUGGUGGACUUUCUGUUACUGAAAAGCUCGAAAAUGUGCAGUUACUGGACAAGUACAACCUGCGGAACCCUUCUAAGGGCACUCUUUACUUCGCAACCACGCACCUGAUAUUUGUCGAUCACGAGCUGAGAAAGGAGACAUGGAUACUGCUCACGCACAUAUGCACCGUGGAGCGGUUGCCCAUAACGACGACCGGCUCACCGCUGCUCGUGCGCACCAAGACCUUCCAGUCGGUGUUCUUUGUGAUACCGCGCGAGAGGGACUGCCACGAGAUGCACCAGACGCUGCUACGGCUCAGUCAGCCAGUGAACAUAGAGGAGCUGUACUGCUUUAACUACAAGUCGACGCCCGACGACCUCCCCAAGUCGGCCGGCUGGAACUUCUUUGACAUCCAAACCGAAUACCAGAGGAUGAACGUGCCUAACGAACACUGGGUGCUCUGUAAUGCCAAUAAGGAGUAUGAGCUGUGCGACACGUACCCGGCGGCGCUGUACGUGCCGGCGCGCGCGUCGGGCGCCGUGCUGCUGGGCAGCGCGAGCUUCCGGUCGCGCGGCCGCCUGCCCGCGCUCGCCUACCUGCACCGCAACCGCGCCGCCAUCACGCGCUGCAGCCAGCCGCUCAGCGGCUUCUCCGCUAGAUGUAUGGAAGACGAGCAGAUGCUAGACUUGAUUCGGCGAGCGAAUCCCAACUGCGGGUACAUGUAUGUGGUGGAUACGAGGCCGAGGAUAAACGCAAUGGUGAACCGCGCGGCCGGCAAGGGCUACGAGAACGAGGCGUUCUACGAGAACAUUAAGUUCCACUUCAUGGGGAUCGGCAAUAUCCACGUGAUGCGCAAGAGUCUGCAGAAACUUGUUGAGACUUGCGAGCAGACCACACCCACUAUGUCGUCAUUCUUGAGCGGGCUGGAAUCUUCUGGCUGGCUGAAGCAUAUCAAAUCGAUAUUGGACACGUCGUGGUGGAUAGCGUGCGCCAUCGACAGCGGCGUCAGCGUGUGCGUGCACUGCAGCGACGGCUGGGACCGCACCGCGCAGGUGUGCUCGCUGGCCGCCGUGUGCCUGGAGCCGCACUACCGCACCAUCAACGGUUACCAGGCGCUGAUCGAGAAGGACUGGCUGGCGUUCGGGCACAAGUUCACGUGCCGCUGCGGGCACGCGGCCGGCGACCCGCGCGAGCGCUCGCCCGUGUUCACCCAGCUGCUCGACUGCACCUGGCAGCUGCUCCGGCAGGUGCCCGAGGCAUUCCAAUUUAACGAGCGUUUUCUGCUGACGCUACACGACCACGCGCACGCGUGCCAGUACGGCACUUUUGUGGGCAACUGCGAGAAGGAUCGAAGGGAUCUAAGGUUAUCGGAGCGUACGUUUUCACUGUGGGGCUACAUGGCGAGCCACCUCAACGAAUACAAGAACCCACUGUACAACCCGAAAGCGCAUCCUGAUGUGUUAAAACCGGACUUGAAUGCACAAAGUAUAAGGUUCUGGCGCGGCAUGUACUGCCGGCACGAGAGCGGCGUGCACCCGCGCGAGGCGCUGCCCGACCUGCUGCCCGCCGCCGUCGAGCACUCCGCCGCGCUGCACCACCACAUCGACUAUCUCGCCAAGCGAAUAACAACAUUCAAGAAGCUUCUAUCUGGCAAGAAAUCGGACAAGAGCCGCGACGCCGCUGUAGUCAACUAUCAGAACGGCAAUAUGGAUACUGUGGAAAUUGAGACCAAAACUGCCGCGCUUCAAAUUGACAAUAAAUUCAUAUAUGAGUCAGGUGCGAAUUUGUCCGAAAUGGAAUGCGCAAAUGACGACCAUCCACUUAAAGAGACAAAAGGACCAAAACCUAGCAAUAUACCACUUAUUACUGAGAAGACAGAUGACAUAAUACCGCCGAGCCUGUCUGCGCUCGAGGCUGAGAUCAACACGGUGGCGUUGGACUGGAAGAGUAUUAAGAACGUUACGGAGUGCAGCUGCUCCACACCGCUCGACCACUUCAGCAGAAAACACCACUGCUGGGGCUGCGGCGGCUGCGUGUGCACGCGCUGCGUGAGCCGCGCGCCGCUGCCCGCGCUCGCCGCGCCCGCGCCCGCGCCGCUGUGCGCCGCCUGCGCGCCGCUCACGCCGCUCACCCCGCUUACUCCGCUCACGCCGCUCAACCCGCUCACGCCGAGCGCCCCGCACGCAACGCACUACAUAAAAUCAUCGGGGAGCAGCUAAGAAGCGAUGCAGAGCAAGACUGAUUUAUGUACAUUAGUUCGUUUUCCAACUUUAAUUCUUCAAGAAAAGUUUCAGGUAUAAAGAAGGUCAAUUGGACUUUGGACUGUCUUUUCUGUAAGAAAAUUAUGUAAAUGUUUCCUUUUAAUUGUGGUAUUACAAUUGUUAUUCUAUUUAUCACUCGAAAGAAAGGAACCUGUUCUUUAGUUUGUGUAUCUUCUGAAGAGAACCUGUUCUCAUACCGCGGGUAUUACCUAGCAAGUAUGCCUGAAUCAGAGUCCAUUGUUUAUUUAAAAUCAUGUAAGUCUUUUUUAUUAAGAUAAAUAAAGAUGUAUGAAAUUUUCUAUAAAGUGACCGUUCUACUUCACUACAUCCAAAUGUGUUAAGGCAUUUAUAUCAUAGAAUAAGGAAAUUCA